This is a messenger RNA of Acanthaster planci (crown-of-thorns starfish), 6993 nucleotides long. RefSeq lists its product as uncharacterized. The record is from RefSeq and is a predicted model, not a curated record. Gene Ontology annotation, molecular function: protein binding. Lineage: Eukaryota; Metazoa; Echinodermata; Asteroidea; Valvatida; Acanthasteridae.
AGGCUGAACAAAUUUGCCCACUACGAUAAGUAUUUAGGGCGGUAUUGAUUUUACUGGUUGGAGUUUCAAAGUUCAAUAUCUUCACUAGGGUACUGCAUUGAACACCUGUGCUAUGAUGUCUCAGAUUUGAGCAGAAAUCACCUCUCUCUUCAAUUGGGAUGAUGAAAUUGUGUGUGUGUGUGGUUUGAUGCUGAUUAUUAACAAUGCGUGGAGUAACAAAAGCAGUAACAAUGGCAUGGUGGACGAUUCUUUCGUCAUGUUUGGUGUUAAGCAACUUUUAUGCUGCUGCACAGACAACUCCUGAGCCUUGUCCAGUGGGAUAUGAAACUGGAUACAAUGAACAAUGCUACUUCAUAUUAGAAGGAGGAAGUGAGAAUUAUACAUCCUGGCAAGUAACUAGGGAGAUUUGUCGCCAAGGUGAUGUCAAUUCCGAUCUUUUGAUGAUUAACAAUAAUGAUGAACUUCAGUACAUCAAAGGAAGAAUUGCAUCCUUAACAUCUGAUGUUUGGUGGAUAGGUUAUUCAGAUCUUUCUGAUGAAGGAAACUGGAAAUGGUUGGACUGUAACAAGUCUACUACUUGGCAAGAGUCACUUUGGGUAACCCAAGGCAGUGAAGAUUGUGCUGGAUACCAGCGAACAACAUCAAAAAUAGCAGAUUACAAUUGCAACUCUCUGCAAGCGUAUAUCUGUGAAAUAUCCCCAAAAGGAUUUACAGUGGAUGAUACCAACGUGCAGAAGGUUGAUGCUGUGGCAGUCAACAGAACAGCAAUCCACGUUCAUUGGGAGGUCUCUCCUUACAACUGUGACAUCACUGGAUAUACAGUCCUCUACCAGCAAUACUCUGACACAAAUAUUAAUGGAUCAAUUCAUGUCUCUGGGGGCAAUGCAAGCAAAGUGGUCUUGACUAACCUUGCCACAGAUGUCAUGUGGAAAGUGUUUGUGGCAGCUAUACAUAGCUUAGGUGGAGAGUUAGACUUCAUUGGACCUGCACAAGUCUGGCUAGGUUCCUGUCCGGAGUGGCACCUACCAGGCUUUAACGGCACAUGUUACUGGUUCUAUUACACUCCUAAUGGAGAAAACUGGUUUUCCUAUGAAAGGUCUUCAUGUUUAGACCGAGGAAGUGAAUUGCUUAUCAUCAGCAGUCAGGAAGAACUGGACUACAUCUUGAAUCAAACGGAAUCCUUGGCACCAGGCCAAGAAUGGUGGAUAGGUUACAGUGAUGUGACUGUGGAGGGAACAUGGCGUUGGAUGGAUUGCAGUAGUACCGAUGACUGGCAGUCAACUCUGUGGGCUCCAGGGGAACCAGCCGAAGUCGAAGAUUGUGCCACAUUGAAGGGGGAUUCGGGCCACAUUAAUGGUCACCGUUGCGACGAAAAGUUCUUCUUCAUUUGUGAGGUCACACCAAAGGAUUUUACAGUGGUUGACACCAACGCUCGGAAUGUUAAAGCUGUUGCGACCAAUGAAACAACUAUUCAAGUGACAUGGGAGGUGUCACCAUACAACUGUGAUAUCAUUGGAUAUAGAGUCUACUAUCAACACAAUCAAGAACCAAAUGAUGCAGGAUGGGUUCAAGUUUACAACGGUGGUGCCAGUAACGUGACACUGUACUCGCUAACAACCAACAGCCGAUGGGAGAUUUAUGUUGCUGCAUUACAGAUUGUACAAGAGCUGGAUAGAGUUGGACCUGUGAAUGUUUGGUUAGGUUCAUGCCCAGAGUGGCAUCUACCAGGACCCAAUGGCUCAUGUUACUGGUUCUAUCAUGAUGUCAACGAUACAUCUUGGUGGAUUUACCGUCGAGGAGCCUGUCAAGAUAGAGGCAGCGAUUUGUUGAUCAUUAACAGUCAGGAGGAAUUGAAUUACAUCUUGAACCACACAGAAACACUAGCACCUGGUCAAACAUGGUGGAUUGGUUACUAUGAUGUAUCUGUGGAAGGUACAUGGCGCUGGGUAGAUUGCAGCGAUACCAGUGACUGGCAGUCAACUCUAUGGAUACCAGGGCAACCAGCUCAGAGGAAAGAUUGUGGCAUUCUGUUAGGUGGUACAGGACAACUGAGUAGUGAAGUAUGCGAUGAGAAAUUCAACUUUAUUUGUGAAGUGUCACCAAAAGGUUCUGUUCAAGUCUAUGAUGGCAACGCCACUGAAGUUAUUCUUUCCUCUCUAACAACAAAUGUUUGGUGGCAAAUCUAUGUUGCUGGAAUGAACAUAGAGCAGGAGUUGGAUAAAGUUGGCCCCGCUGAAAUAUGGCUAGGUUCAUGCCCAGAGUGGCAUCUACCAGGACCCAAUGGCUCAUGUUACUGGUUCUAUCAUGAUGUCAACGAUACAUCUUGGUGGAUUUACCGUCGAGGAGCCUGUCAAGAUAGAGGCAGCGAUUUGUUGAUCAUUAACAAUCAGGAGGAAUUGAAUUACAUCUUGAACCAGACAGAAACACUAGCACCUGGUCAAACAUGGUGGAUUGGUUACUAUGAUGUAUCUGUGGAGGGUACUUGGCGCUGGGUAGAUUGCAGCGAUACCAGUGACUGGCAGUCAACUCUAUGGGUACCAGGGGAACCAGCUCAGAGGAAAGAUUGUGGCAUUCUGUUAGGUGGUACAGGACAACUGAGUAGUGAAGUAUGCGAUGAGAAAUUCAACUUUAUUUGUGAAGUGUCACCAAAAGGUUCUGUUCAAGUCUAUGAUGGCAACGCCACUGAAGUUAUUCUUUCCUCUCUAACAACAAAUGUUUGGUGGCAAAUCUAUGUUGCUGGAAUGAACAUAGAGCAGGAGUUGGAUAAAGUUGGCCCCGCUGAAAUAUGGCUAGGUCCCUGCCCAGGAUGGCAUUUACCUGGGCCCAAUGGGUCUUGCUACUGGUUCUAUCAUAAUGUUAACAACACAGGCUGGUGGUAUAGCAGAAGGAACAGUUGUCGUAACCAAGGCAGCGAUUUGCUCAUCAUUGACAAUCAGGAGGAAUUGGAUUACAUUUUGAACCAGACAGAAACACUAGCACCUGGUCAAACAUGGUGGAUUGGUUACUAUGAUGUAUCUGUGGAGGGUACUUGGCGCUGGGUAGAUUGCAGCGAUACCAGUGACUGGCAGUCAACUCUAUGGGUACCAGGGGAACCAGCUCAGAGGAAAGAUUGUGGCAUUCUGUUAGGUGGUACAGGACAACUGAGUAGUGAAGUAUGCGAUGAGAAAUUCAACUUUAUUUGUGAAGUGUCGCCAAAAGAUUUCACUGAAGAGGAGACCAAACCAACCAAAGUUGUUGCUGUUGCCAUGACACCUACAAGUGUUCAAGUGACUUGGGUCGUGUCAGUGUAUUCCUGUGAUAUCAUUGGUUACAGAGUGCAUUACUUCCAAACGUCAAAUAAAGACCUGAAAGAUUCAGUGACAAUCUAUGGAGGGGAUGCUAACAUGACAUUGCUGACAGACUUAGAGAUUGAUACAGAAUAUUCUAUUGGUGUUGCUGCCUUGAACACACGAGAAGAAUUGGAGCAAGUUGGACCGGUGAUUGUCACCACACCAUGGGGUUGCCCGGAGGAUUUUGAGGAAGGUCCAGGGGAACGUUCAUGCUUUGCCUUCUACAAUGACUAUGGUAGUUGGGACGUUGCUCGAAGAACCUGCGGAGAUGUCAAGAAUGGUGACUUGGCUAUUAUUGAUAGUCCACAGGAGUUAGAAUUUAUUCAGAAGAGGAUGGAGGAGGUCAACCCAGGUCAGAUGUGGUGGCUUGGCUAUAGUGACAUAUCCGUGGAAGGAGACUGGAGAUGGGUUGAUUGUCAGCCCACCGCUGAUUGGCAACAAUCUCUCUGGCCAUCAGAUGAACCUAGGUUUUCCGUAAAUGAUUGUGGGUACAUCCAGAAAGUUGGCAGUGCUAUGGAAAUACGCUCAGUGGUUUGUGAUGACAGGAUGUAUAUACUGUGUGAGAUUACUGACAAAGGUUUCAUUCCAGAAGAUGGAAAUGCUAGGAAUGUACGAGUUUCUCCUUUGACCCCAGCAAGCUUUGAGGUCAAGUGGGAUGGGUCUCCUACCAGCUGUGAUGUAAUUGGCUAUAGUAUCUAUUACAGCAAAGAGAAUACUUCAUCAUCAGAAGAGUUUACAACUGUGUAUGGUGGUGACAUCAGGACUGCCAAGAUUGAUGUUACCGCGGUAACGCAGGACACAGUUUACCUUGUCUAUGUGGCUGGUUUGAACUGGUUGAGUGUGUUGGAUCGUAUUGGUCCUGCCCGAGUUACCUUGACUCCUGAAUCAGAUAAUCGGGAGUAUAUCUCUGUGACAGGUGAUAGUGGAGACAUACAAUCCCCUGGCUGGCCCACAAGUUAUGAAAACAAUAAGGACAUCACUUGGACCAUUACUGUCUCCAAGCCUGGCCGUGUCCGCCUCACCAUCCUCUCUAUCCGUCUGGAUUCUAACGGAGACUACCUCACAGUUGGCUCUGGAGGGACGUCUGGACUGAAUGAGCUGGGACGUUACACUGGCUACCAGGAGAAUGUAGGAUAUCUAGAGAGCCAGUUUAAUCAGAUGUGGCUACGAUUCAUCACAGACUCCACCAAGACAGCUCAAGGAUUCUCCGUUGAAUUUGCGAAAGUGGAUGAUGGCACAGUGGAUGACUGUGGCAGAUCGUUUACAGAUAUUGCAAGUGGAUUCAUCAACUCACCUAAUUACCUGGAAGGCACGCCUUACCCCAACAAUCUUGACUGUGUUUGGAAGAUAAAACUACAAGAUCAGACAGCAUUGGUGAAACUGGACUUUAUCAACUUUGAUGUGGAAAGAGAUCAUGAUUUCUUGAUAAUUGGUUCGGGCUUGACUGUGAACGAGAACAUUCUGAAGUGGAUGACAGGAAAGCUUGACCCACCAAUCUCAAGCAUCGUCAGUCCAACCAAUGAGAUGUGGUUACGUUUCUUAUCAGAUGAGAGUCAAGGUAGCAGGGGAUUCAGGGCAGAGUUUACCUCCCAGGAGGGUAGCCCACCAACAACUCCAGUCUAUGAGACAGCUGAUACUCUUCUGUUUAUUGUCAAGAAUGAAAAUGUAGCAUGGUUUGAUGCUGUGAAUCAAGUUCAGCUUAAAUCCACCAUUGCUGAGGUGUUGAAUCGAUAUGAAAUACCAGCACAGCAAGAAAUCAAACAAAAGAUUCAGGGAAAUUUUGAUGCCUCUGAUGUGGUCUUUGUUCGUUUCUAUGACGUUGAUAGUGACCUCCACAUUGUGACCUGGGUACAUGAUGCUAGUUCCAUCGAUCCGAAGGUUCCUCUAAACCCGGAGAUGGUAAUCCAAGCCGUGACUGCUGAGAAAGAGUAUUUCCAAUCCAGUAUGGGCGAGUCCUUUGAGUAUGAGAUGAGAUUACCCACGACUCCUGUCCCUACAGUACCAACUUCAAGUCUACCAGACUGGGCUAUCGCCGUCAUUGCUGUGGGGUCACUCUCGAUACUUAUUGUGUUAGGCCUCUUCAUUUUUGGAUGUUCCAAAAUUGGUGGUGACCAUAGCAGUCUGAAAAAAGAAGUCCAGAUUCAACUCGGGGAUGAAAACGGAAGUUUCAGACCAACAUCAUUUGGAUCAGAUGGUACUUGGAAUCCAGCUUUCCAUUCUAUCAUGGAUGAAUCUGAAGAAUUGGCAAGUGAUACAGGACUGUGAAAAAGACAGCAUUUCAAAUCAGGCACAGAACGUGCUGAUGAUGGAUGACUUAAAGAUCUAACUUCUUUGCAGAGGUUGUGUAGAUGGCAUAGUUAUACGUUUUUUAAUAUUUUAAACAAUGCAUGAAUGGAUAUGUCAACACUGUCAAAGUUUUGUCUUCCAUAAAUGUGGAAAUGUUCAACUUGUUGUCCUGGCAAAACUCAAUUCAAAAUGGCAACUUUAGUUGAAAUGAUAGUCAAACAAAUGCCUGUUUUGUAGUACAGGCAUAUCUGAGGAGACCCCAUUUCUGCGAGGUCAUUACACACACGUUUUAUCUUGAGCACGUACAUGACUGCAUUUUGAGAAGUCACAACACCUGAGAGAAACGGUCCGAGAUUGCCCCACUGUAAUAGUCUCUAAUUCUAGUUGCUUAAGUAGUCUUUUGCAUGCUCAUUGUGGAUUUUUAAAGUUGAGGUUUGGAUUUAUUUCCAACAUUGAUGAAAUGGGAGAAAUGUCUAUUGUUCGGCUGUUAAGGCCAACCGCCAUUGUAAAGUUGUAAAAUGUCGAGGUUUAGAAAUUUAAAAAUUUAACUGAGGGAAUGGCUCUCUGAAAGCUCAGGAAGUUUUGCUCAAAGUGUUUUGAUAUUUUAAUACGAAAUGCUAUGCAAGAAUUGAUCAUUAAAGAAAUGGUAUUAACACUGAAUAAGUACUCAUGUAGCAACUGCUUGAAUGCAUCCCAUGGACAUUAGCAGCAAUGUGUAAACCAGUAUCCAACUUGUAGUUUGGUUAAUUUGGAACUGUAGAAAAGGUAGUUUAAUCCUGGAAGAUUAACAACCUGUAAAUACAAUCACUGGCUUAGUCACUGCAGUUGCAUUUUGUUUUGUCAUUAGGCUUAAUAAAUCAUUCUUUUCAACUUAGGAAAUGCAUAAUCCAUUUUAUCUACAUGUAGUUCCUGGGUUUUUUUUACAAAUAUGAAGGGAUAAACACCAAUUGUUUUUAUCAAUUAAUUUUCAAGUAUUGCGGAAAAAUAUAUAUGUACAUGUACUUUCAGUUCAGAAAGUUAAGAAAUAAUCAGAAAUAUUUCAAAAAAAUUCUUUUAUGAAACUAAGGCUUACAGCUGGUACAACAGAUUUUCAUGGAAAUUGUAACAAACGUCAACGUCUACCAAAUGUGGCACAAUUAACCCCUUGCAAAACCAUUUUCUUGAAAAUCUCAGUUUUGGAAAAAACAGUCAAGUCAACCCCUCAUUAUACUUAAUCAGGAAAUUGUCAAAAUUGUCCACUUUUGAGACAUCAGCAAAGUUGAACACAAACAUGUCUACUUUUGACGACAUCAGCAAGGUUGAACAGUGUUCGGGGGAAAUGGUCAAGAAGUCAGUUUCUGAUGGAAAUAAGAAUCCUCCUCCUAGGAAGAGACUUGGU